AUGCCACCGCGGCAGAAGGAGGAGUGGAAGCCCAGCGACGACCUUCUCGAUGUGUGGUACAAGAACUGGAUGCCAGAGCCCAUUGUGUGCUGGAGCUGUGGGCACUUCCUUGGGGAGAAGUGCCACUACAAGGGCGGGAGGAACGUUCCCUGCCGCCACGGAGGGGAGAGCGGGACGAGCCGAAGGAACCCGUUCCAGUGCAACGGUUUCGCCUCCCAGGAAGAGCCGGCUCCUGUCCGGCGGAACCAUACCCCCCUCCCGAACUACUUCGCCCUCGUGGAUGGGCACGUGAUGUACGUAGAGGUCAAUGGGGAGGAGAAAGUAUUCGUGCCGCUGAAUGAGACACACGUGGCAUAG
Messenger RNA from Guillardia theta CCMP2712, 357 nucleotides. RefSeq lists its product as hypothetical. The transcript has a single exon. The coding region runs from base 1 to 357 and encodes 118 amino acids. The record is from RefSeq and is a predicted model, not a curated record. NCBI's taxonomy places the organism in Eukaryota, Cryptophyceae, Pyrenomonadales, Geminigeraceae.